AUGCCAAAGGUCGCUAUUAUCAUUUACACUUUAUACGGACACACUGCCAAGCUUGCUGAGGCUGAAAAGAGAGGUGUCGAAGCUGCUGGUGGUUCAGCUGAUAUUUAUCAAGUUGCUGAAACUUUAACUCCAGAAGUUGUCAAGGCUUUAGGUGGUGCUCCAAAACCAGACUACCCAAUUGCUACUGCUGAAACAUUGACUGAAUACGACGCCUUCUUAUUCGGUAUCCCAACCAGAUUCGGUAACUUCCCAGCUCAAUGGAAGGCCUUCUGGGACAGAACUGGUGGUCUAUGGGCCAAGGGUUCUUUACAUGGUAAAGUUGCUGGUUGUUUCGUCUCUACUGGUACCGGUGGUGGUAACGAAGCUACCAUUAUGAACUCCUUAUCCACUUUGGCACAUCACGGUAUCAUCUAUGUCCCAUUAGGUUACAAGAACGUUUUCCCACAAUUAACUAGCUUGGAAGAAGUUCACGGUGGUUCUCCAUGGGGUGCUGGUACUAUUGCUGGUGCAGACGGUUCAAGAUCUCCAAGUGAAUUAGAAUUACAAGUUCACGAAAUCCAAGGUAAGACCUUUUACGAAACUGUUCAAAGAUUCUAA
Messenger RNA from Naumovozyma dairenensis CBS 421, 597 nucleotides. It is a transcript of the gene PST2, whose product is annotated as flavodoxin-like fold family protein. The coding region runs from base 1 to 597 and encodes 198 amino acids. The transcript has a single exon. Gene Ontology annotation, molecular function: NAD(P)H dehydrogenase (quinone) activity; FMN binding. The record is from RefSeq and is a predicted model, not a curated record. NCBI's taxonomy places the organism in Eukaryota, Fungi, Ascomycota, Saccharomycetes, Saccharomycetales, Saccharomycetaceae.